CAGCCAAUCAGAAAGGAGCAUUUUUCUCAUGGUCAUUGAGCCAACCAAUCAGAUCUUUAGUUUCAUUUUUGAAGCUGUGAGGUCAAAACAAAACUAAAAAUUUAAAUGAGACAUGUAUAUGAGGCCAGUACGAUAAUCGUAUUUAAUCUCGUACUUUUAUUCUUUAUUCCCCGCGGUAAUGACGAAUUAUUUCCAGCUAAUCAACCCCUUUCUGAGGUUUUUUUUCGAGCGCAUAUUACAGACUAACGUUUAUUUUGAAUAUCACGAUCACGAAAAUAUCCAGAAAGUCCGUAGUGCAUUUAUUAAACGUGUGUGUAGAUUACUGGAUGUUAUCAGUGUGAGUAAAGAGAAAGAGUGUGAUGUUAAAGUGGUCUUCUGUCCGAUCGUGUCACGCGCAGGAACCGAUAUCGAAGCGGCACUCUUGCGCCUUGCACUUGAAAAGCCCACCAUAGUGUUCGUACUUCACCACACCUUCGACCCUGACUACAACGCACCGAGCAGCAGCAGGUAUGAAAAGAACAAGUUGAUGUUGGUGGACUUAUUGUUCCAUGAGGACUCUGGAAUGCUUAAAUGUUUAAAGAAUGAUGAAGCAUUCAGCAAGACGGAACGUUACCUAAAGAGAUACGCCAAAGUUCAGCAUGUUGUACAUAUUAUGCGUAUUUUGGCUGUGAUUGCAAUUGUUGGAAUGAUGAUUAGGUGCAAAAGAUUACUCCGACAAAUCGUGUGCAAGUUCUUGACAAGACUCCCAUGGAUCCAGGUUUCCCAUGAAACAAGAGCAAGAGAGAUGAGCUGUUGUAGUUUUUUUUAGAUUCUUUAAAUAGUGUAUUUAUUUCAUAGUAUAUUUAAAUUUUAUUGUAAUUUAAUAAUAGAGCACACAGUGAUAAUUUUUAGUAUGUUAAACAAAUAAAUUCUUCCAUGUGUGGAAAUGCAAAGUAUUAAUAAUUAGUUUGAGUGGUUUUAGGAAAUGAACAAAACACUUAUUUUUGUCUGUGUUUGCGCAUGGAGUUUGUUAUACCCUUAAUAAUCUGAUCUGUAGUCUCUGUUUAUAUUUUGGGUUAUUUUUUAUUCUGUUAUGUCCUGUAAUUCUGCUGUGCUGAGUGGAUAUAAAUUGUUAAAAUGUGAAUGCGGCUUUUCAUUUGGUAAGAAAUAGUAAAGAAGACAUCUCUAAGCCA
Messenger RNA from Clarias gariepinus (North African catfish), 1172 nucleotides. RefSeq lists its product as uncharacterized. NCBI's taxonomy places the organism in Eukaryota, Metazoa, Chordata, Actinopteri, Siluriformes, Clariidae. The coding region runs from base 179 to 808 and encodes 209 amino acids. The transcript is spliced from 3 exons. The record is from RefSeq and is a predicted model, not a curated record.